AUGGAUGUCAAAAAUACAAUAUUAGAACAAGAAAGAAUAUAUGAAGAUUUUUUAAUAAGAAUUUAUAAUAAAUCUAUCGAUGGUUUAACUGAAAUACUUAAUGAGAUAAGUCGUUUUAGACGAUACGCAUGGUUUUAUUCAGAAUUACAUCAAAUUAAUAGUUUAAAAUUAAAUAUAAAUUCAAUUCAAGAAAAAUAUGAUUUUGAUAUUGAAACUAUUCUUAAUAAAAUCAAACAACAAAGAGAAAUUAUAAAAGAUACAUUUAAACAAUAUGAAAAAGAAGAAUAUUUAAAUAAAUUCUUAAAUGAAAUUGAUAAUUUUAUUAAUAAAAUAUCUGAUAAACUUUUUCUAUUAUCAAUAUUUUUGUCUAUUGGUUUAUAUAAUUCAAUUGAUACAAUAAUUGCUCUUUUUACUGGUUCUGGUGUUCUUGGUAUUGAUCCAAUUCAAAGAGGAUUAAUUAUUAAUAAUACAGCAAGUGAAAUUAUGUUUAAAGAUAAAUUAGAAGAUUUAGAUCAAAAAUUCACAUUUAUUAUUAAUUAUAUUCGUACGAACAAAAAACAAGAAUUAGAUCAUCUCAAUUUAUAUUUUAAUAUAUUUAAAAAUAAUUUAUCUCAUUAA
Molecule: messenger RNA, 618 nt
Organism: Adineta steineri
Lineage: Eukaryota; Metazoa; Rotifera; Eurotatoria; Adinetida; Adinetidae
Source: the annotation of a GenBank genome assembly